Molecule: messenger RNA, 1130 nt
Organism: Oryza sativa Japonica Group (Japanese rice)
Lineage: Eukaryota; Viridiplantae; Streptophyta; Magnoliopsida; Poales; Poaceae
Biological process (GO): protein folding in endoplasmic reticulum
Cellular component (GO): membrane; EMC complex
Source: RefSeq, a predicted model, not a curated record
UCGCGUCCUCUUCCGCAUCGGCCCAAUCCACCCGCGGCGGCGAUCUCUCUCUACCCCGAUCUCCUCUCGCCGUCGGCGUCGCCCGGGUCGCCGCCGCCCUCCGCCGCGCAGUCCGCAGCUAGUAGGUGGGGGGGUUAGCCUUAGCGUGAGAGGCCUUUGCCGCCGGCUGCGAUGGCGGAGGAGCUGGUGCUGGACACGGCGAUCCGGGACUGGGUCCUCGUCCCGCUCUCCGUGGUGAUGGUGCUCAUCGGCGUGCUCCGCUACUUCGUCGCCAAGCUGAUGCGCUCCCCGUCGGCGUCGCCCUCCCCCGACCCCAAGCUCGUCAAGGAGGGGCAAGUGGUAAUUAGGGCGAGGAACCUGAGGAUCAAUUCGCAGUACAUCCCGGCCAAGGCCUUCAAAUCACGCAAGGUUUAUUACACUAACGAGGAAAACGGAUUGCUUCAUGUCCCGAAAGAGGAAGCACAGAAAGCUCAGGCUGCCAUGUUUUCAGAUCCAAACAUGGCCAUGGACAUGAUGAAGAAGAACCUCUCUAUGAUAGUUCCUCAGACACUUACAUUUGCAUGGGUGAACUUCUUCUUUUCGGGUUUUGUUGCAGCUAAGAUUCCCUUUCCAUUGACUCCGCGAUUCAGGGGAAUGCUGCAAAACGGGAUAGACCUGAGUACUGUUGAUGUGAGCUAUGUUAGCAGCCGUUCAUGGUACUUUCUCAAUUUGUUUGGUUUGAGGGGUCUCUUCAGUCUGAUCCUCGGUGAAGAAAAUGCUAAUGAUGAUGCACAAAAGAUGAUGCAGAUGGGUGGGGGAUUUGGCGGUAAUCCCACAAUGGGUUUGGCCGCAGAGAAAGACAACCUGGAUAUAAUCCAGCAUGACUGGGCUUUACCAAAGAUGGAGCAUCAUGCUGAGGAAGUGCUGAGGAAGCUUCUGAAGAAAUGAUAGGAAACUAGGCUGCUCCAAUGCAUUACUACAUCUUGCAAAAUUUUUGUUUUAACCUGUUUAUUGACCAGACAGUUAAAACUUUGUAUCUGUAUAACUUAUGGCCAAGAAUUUCCUUCAGAAAGUUUAUGUAUCAUUUUUCUGUUAUACGGACCACAGCCAGGCUCAAUGCAGAAUGAACAAAAAUCUUUUUUCUUGGCAAA